UUCCUCCCCCCCCAGUAAUUCAUUCCCCAUCUGCAAUGGAAAUAUAAUCCAGAUGACUGAGCUGUGGGUUAGACUCUCAGAAGGCUGGUAGGACUCAGCCUCCUCCUCCGUCAGUCGCUUGUUUCUGCUGAGAGUGAGGGCUUGUGCCUUUCACUGAGCCAUGCAGGUGUUACGCGCGUGCGUGUGUGCGUGUGUUCCGGUGAGAGCGUGCACAGCUGUUUAAAUGUGCUCUUCACGCAGAGCCCACCUCGGCCGGUUAAGCGAGGAAAAAGGCUUCAGAGCAUCUUCCUGCUCUUAUGCAUUCAGCUGCGUUUCUCGCUCCCACUUUCUUUCUGAAUUCCAUCAUGAAAAGAGGCUCCGACAUCUGCCGGCUCUUAGUUCCCCACAUUCCAGCUGUACUCACGGACACACACAAUUUCCGACCAUUUCUGGCUAAGUGGAGGAUAUAAUGUAACAUUUCUGCAUUUAAAUGUUGAAAAAUGUAAAAUAAUGUCAUGUAUUUUAUUGAAUCGGCUCAGCUCAUGGAACCUCGUCAGAGCAGAACAAACACUCUCUUCAGGUAGUUCGAGGUCCACAGAAGUAUGUUUGUAUAAGUGUAUAAUCACUUUAAAAUAAGACUCAUUUGGUUUCUGUGACCCUAACAUAAGACUUUUACGUGAACCUUAGGCAACAACCUUACAACAUCCUUUCUGGUCUUUAAAUAUUAGAUAAAUCUAAACUCACCAGACGCUAUCAUCAUAUUUGUUGUUUUGCUGCAGCUAGAGCUGCAACCAACUUACUUUCUCGAUUCAUUGAGAAAUCGUUUGGUCCAUAAAAUGUCAGAAAACGUGAAAAAAAACGUUGAUCAGUGUUUGUCAAACCUGGAAAUAAUGAGGUUUUGUCCACAAACCAAAAUGAUUCAGUUUCAAUGAUUUCUUUGUUAUAUGGAGCAAAGAAACGAAGAAAAUAAUCAGAUUCAAGAAACUAUAACAAUCAGAAAUCCUGUUUUUCAAACCCAUUCACUGAUUAUCAAAAGAGCUUCUGUCACCCGGUGACACUGCUGCACAGGCAGCAGCAACACUGAGCCAGUAAAGCAAAAGAAAGUGCCCACAAAAAGUUCCUCACUUCUGCCCCUUGUGCUGCCACUGUAUACAGCCCGCGCUGAUAGUUUUGCCUGAUCCAUCACCAAAGGUUACACACCGCAGCUUUAAUGCGGCACAUGCAAAUUAUAUUCAAAUCCUUUCAUAUUGUGCUGUUUUAAAGCUGACGCUCCAGUGUCGUGUAGGUGCAGGAGACGGGAAUAAGUCUUGUCUCUGUAGGCUGUCAGAGGUAAAGACACAUUCCUGAACCACACGCCAGUUUCCACAUGGAAACUUUGUGUUGCCGCCCACUUCUGCUGCAGUUGUGCGAGAGUUGAGCCGCGGUUGUUCCCUUCACACAGCUCUGUGAAGACUCUGAGUGGGCACAAAAUGGCUCCGGGGCAGCUCCACCUGAGGUUAAUAGCGCUGACAGUGGUGGUGACACUGUUGGCUCUCAGAGAUGCAGCAGGUGACAGCAAGCUGUACAAGAUCUUAAAGAAGAGAGAGGUGGCAGGACCUGGUACUACUCUGUCAAAGUCCUCUAUCGCCGUCCCUCCCUCUAAGGCUCGGGAGUUCCUGGCAAAGCUGAGCAGAACCAAGAGGAACAUCUGGGACCGGAGUAGACCCGACGUGCAGCAGUGGAUCAUGCAGUUCAUGUACAUGGGCUACGACGAGCAGAGGCUGGAGGCUGACCUGUCCUACUGGAUGGACCAAGCACGCUCCAGUGACCAAGGGCGCCAGCAUCAUUACGAUGAAAACGCCCCCAUUGGCCCACGGGACCACAGCACCUACAGACACGGAGCUAAUGUCAACUAUGACUACUAUUAACUGGAGUCCAGAUGCAAACACUGGAUUUCUGAGCGAUCAGUUUCUUCAUGUAACUUUGUGAUGGUUGAGUUGUCACAUCCUCCUAAAGUAACACAGUAAUCUCUGUAUCACAUAUUAGAAACAGACAGUCUCAGCUUUUAUCUCAUUGUAAAUAAAAAAACAAGUACCGAA
Solea solea (common sole) is the source of this 2057-nucleotide messenger RNA. It is a transcript of the gene ecrg4a, whose product is annotated as ECRG4 augurin precursor a. The record is from RefSeq and is a predicted model, not a curated record. The transcript has 4 exons. Gene Ontology annotation, biological process: cellular senescence; G1 to G0 transition; anaphase-promoting complex-dependent catabolic process. Lineage: Eukaryota; Metazoa; Chordata; Actinopteri; Pleuronectiformes; Soleidae. Bases 1449 to 1886 code for a protein of 145 amino acids.